AUGAUGUUCCGCAUGGGCUGGAGCGGUAUGCUGGCGGCACUGGCAUCCGCAGUCUCGACGUGUUCCGGUGCAAGAGAUUUAGAUCGAUCACGCGGUAGUCGUCACAUAUCGCGUCAAGCAGCAAUUGCUCCUGGGAUACCAUUGAAAGUCCUAGCUGUCGGAGAUUCGAUUACACAGGGAUUCAAGAGCACCGACGGCAAUGGAUAUCGACUACACUUACUCGGAUCUCUAAUCGACGCUGGAAGCCAAGUCUCAUACGUCGGAUCGCAGCGUUCCGGAAACAUGGAGAACAAUGCCAACGAUGGCUUCGUUGGGUGGACCAUCAGCGAGAUCGCGGAAGGAGCUCGACCAGACUUCAAAUUGCUUCCGAAUGUGGUAUUACUUCAUGCUGGCACGAACGAUAUGGAUAAGGAUCCGGCGCCUGAGCCUUACGACACUGCGCCGGAGCGGUUGGCUAGUCUCGUUGACGAGAUUCUGGGUGCGAUUCCGGAGGUCACCUUGGUUGUGGCGCAGAUCGUGCAAUCUGGUAAUCCGGGGACGAGAGAUCGCAUACCAGCGUACAAUGCGGCAAUAUCGGGCAUACUCAACGAACGAGCUGCGAAGGGGAGCAAGAUCCUCGCGAUUGACAUGUCGUCUAUUGGAGUUGGUGGGAGCAACCUGAUUGACAAUCUGCACCCCAAUGACAAGAGGUAUGAGCUCAUGGCUGGAUUCUGGUUCGAGGCUUUGAAGCAGGCGAGUGAGAAGGGGUGGAUUACAGCUCCGUGUGAGCCUUCUGCGGAGUUAUGA
This is a messenger RNA of Fulvia fulva, 786 nucleotides long. RefSeq names its product Multidomain esterase. The coding region runs from base 1 to 786 and encodes 261 amino acids. The transcript has 2 exons. The record is from RefSeq and is a predicted model, not a curated record. Gene Ontology annotation, molecular function: phosphatidylcholine lysophospholipase A1 activity. NCBI's taxonomy places the organism in Eukaryota, Fungi, Ascomycota, Dothideomycetes, Mycosphaerellales, Mycosphaerellaceae.